Leptinotarsa decemlineata (Colorado potato beetle) is the source of this 2481-nucleotide messenger RNA. RefSeq lists its product as uncharacterized. The record is from RefSeq and is a predicted model, not a curated record. Gene Ontology annotation, molecular function: protein dimerization activity. Lineage: Eukaryota; Metazoa; Arthropoda; Insecta; Coleoptera; Chrysomelidae.
ACAUCUAGUAGAUUUCUACUUUUUUGGUAGAUUUGCACCCUUUUUCAGAAAAUUUUAGUAGGCACAUUUUCUUCAGUAGAUUUUGGUAGAUUUUAAUACAUAACUUUCAAUAAUGUGAAAAUGCCAUUAACAAUAUAAUUACUAUAAAAAAUAAUUGAAUCCAGCAUUUACUUUAAUUUCUAUGUUGGUAGACGUGUAACUAAUUUGAUAUUUUUAUUCAUUUGGAUGCUUCGCCUGCGUUUUUGUCGGUGAUUCCCCCUCAUGCUUUAUAGUUUCACCGUUGUAUUUCCCCGACAAGUGACAACUGUGUAAAAUUGCUUUUUUCGUGAAAGUGAAAAUUAUGAAGCGAGCUUAUGAGCAAUCCUAUCGGACAGAAUGGGAACAGAACCCAUUAUUUUCUACUUGGCUGUGUAAAGCACAGGAUGGAUGUAGUGCCCAUUGCAAAGCAUGCAAUGUUAGAAUUUUAUCCAGGAUGGCUUCUCUAAAAGAACAUAAUACUUCCGCGAAACAUAAGAAGAAUAUGAUUGGAUUUACUGGAAGCUCUAAGAUUGAUAAAUUAUUGAAAACUAGCUCAGUUUCGGAUGGAAUGAAAAAAGCAGAAAUUAAAAUAGUGUCUGUGCUUGUGGAGCAUAAUGUACCAUUUCAUGUGAUGGAUCAUCUAAGCGAUGUCAUCAAAGAUGCUUUUCCUGACUCAGAGAUUGCAAGAAAAUUUUCCUGUAAAAGAACAAAAUCAUCUGCAAUAGCCUAUAAUGUUUUAGGAGGACACUUUGAAGAAAAAUUAAUACAAGAUUUGAAGUCGGGACUUUCAACUUUUUCAGUAAUCAUUGAUGAGAGUACCGACGUAAGUACAAAAAAGGUUCUUGCCAUCGCAAUUAAGUUUUAUUCAGAGAGAAAUGCCUGUGUGAAGACCAGAUUUUUGUGUACAGUAGAUAUACAAGGAGAGUCUGCCCUAGACCUUUUUAAUGCACUUAACAGUGCCUUAGAAGAAAAAGGACUUAACAUGAAAAAUCAACUAUUGGGUUUUGCAGCUGACACCACAAAUGUCAUGUUUGGAGAUAACAAUGGCAUUGUUGCUAAAAUACGUGAAAUAAAUCCCAACUGCAUAUUUGUUAAAUGCGUUUGCCAUUCGGUAGCAUUAGCUGUAAGCCAUGCUUGUAAAGUUCUUCCACGAUCAUUAGAACAGCUUGUUAAAGAUGUCUAUAAUUACUUUUCCCAGAGUAGCAAGCGCCAAAGAGAAUUUCAAGAAUUUCAAGAAUUUACUGCUUCAGAAAAACAUAAAAUUUUAAGACACUAUGACAUAAGGUGGCUAUCUUUACACAAUUGUGUAAAUAGAAUUCUAGAGUAAUGGAUACCCUUGAAACUGUUUUUCCAAGGGCAAUACUUGACAGACAAACAGCAAAAUGUUUCUUGUGAGUUUUUAUAUAAUUCAUUUAAUGAUAAUUUAAUUUUACUCUAUUUCUAUUUUCUUGAUUUUGUUUUACCUAUAGUUAAUAAAUUUAACAUCAUUUUUCAAGGAGACUAUCCAGUUACUCACACAUUUUUUAAAGACAUGUCGAGUUUCUUUAGGUCAAUUUUAAGUUGCUUUAUGAAAAGUACUUAUGUUAAGGCUACUAAUCUCUCUGAUUUGGAUCCUGAUGCCUCAAUGCACUACUUACCUCUUAACGAGAUGUACUUAGGAGUGAAUGUUGCAAAAAAUCUGUAUAAAAUACAGGGAAAUCAAACAAUUGCUCAUGACUUUUUUAAACGAUGUCAGCUUUUUUUUAUUAAUUUGAGUAAUCAAUUAAAAUCUAGAUUGCCCUUAGAUAAAGAAUUGUUUAAAGAACUACAAUUUUUAGAUCCUCAGGUAGUUGUAUACCAAGAGUUUUCUAGUCUCAUAAAUCUUCUUUCAAAGUUUCCGAAUAUAGUACCAGAAGAAGUUAUUCAAGACAUUGAUAAUGAAUACAGGGAAAUGAAACUAGAUUUAGAUGUAUCUAACUUGCUUUCUAGCGGUAGCAGCAAUAUAAAUAAUUCCUUCAAUGUUGAAGAAUUUUGGCAUAAAAUAAGCUGUUUAAAGGACAACAAUAAUAAACUUAAAUACGAAAAUAUUUCCAAAUUCGCAAAACAAAUGCUUUCUUUGCCUGUGUCGAAUGUAAAAUGUGAAAGGAUUUUCUCCGAAUUCAAUCGAAUCAAAACCGACGAUCGAAACAAAUUUCAUAACAAAAACGUUUCUGCGUUAAUUCAUGCCAAAGAGGGUCUGAGAGAUGUUGGGUCUUGCCCAAAUUUUCAACCCGAUGUAAGAAUGAUAAAGUUAAUGGACGAUAAAACUUUAUAUAAAAAUCUGAAGUAUAAAGAUGACGAAAUUUAAUUCUUUUAUUUCUGGUUUUAAGAACAAAAUGUUUGUUUAAAAAAUAAGAUGAGAGUCAGUUCCGUUUUCUUUGUUGUGCUCGUUUUGAAAUUUAUAUGUUUAGGUUUAGUCAAUAAAUAAAUAAAUAAUUAAACCAA